Molecule: messenger RNA, 456 nt
Organism: Lagopus leucura (white-tailed ptarmigan)
Lineage: Eukaryota; Metazoa; Chordata; Aves; Galliformes; Phasianidae
Product: zinc finger CCCH domain-containing protein 11A-like
Exons: 4
Coding region: 112-456 (114 amino acids)
Source: RefSeq, a predicted model, not a curated record
GCGCGUCCGUGGGAUGGUGCUGGGCACGGGGGGAAACGGAAAGCCUCCCCAGAAGCUGAUGCAAGCAGGCUUGCAGUGAAGCGCAGCCUUCCAGGAAGGCAGGGGAGGAGCAUGGAGUGUGGCACUGCACCCAAGAGAGGGAGAGGAGCUGAGCCAAAUGGCAAGAUGUACGUGAAAGCUCCCCUGCAGGCUGGAGGGCUUCCUGGAACAGCAGGCCCCAGCACAGGGGGAAGAGCUUCCCCUGCAGUGGCCAACCGCUCCUUCUGCAAGACCGUGGCCACAAGAAAGCGCAAGGGCACGGAAGAAGAGGAGCAGCAAGCAGAGCUGUGUCCUGCCAAGAAAGCAGUGAAGGUGGAGCGCAGUGGGGAGAAGGCUCAGAGCAGAGGCGGUGUGCCAGCCCCAGCGCCGACUGAGCGGUUCUGGGCCUCAAAGCGAAGAGAGAGGGGAAAAGAGUAG